UUGUCAUAAAGACUAUCUUAAAGGACUACUCCAAGACCAAUAACAACUUGCUCUCAAUUAAGCUGUUCUGGGGUCUAGAAGUCUUGGCAGCCUUAACCCACGAUAUCUUGUGACUGUGCUUGUCUGCUCGGCCCCUCUGCCUCCUCCUCCUCCUCUGGUACUAAUGAAGAAGCUUCUCUAUUUGCAAUCCCUUCAAAGCUGGCACUAGCACUUGCAGCAGCUUGGAACGAGGUUCUAUUUUGCCUACAAUGCCAUGUGUGUGAAUUGAGUACGAUAAAUGGCGUCCAAAGUGACAGAUGCAAUAGUCUGGUAUCAAAAAAAGAUUGGAGCAUAUGACCAGCAGAUAUGGGAGAAAUCUGUGGAGCAAAGAGAAAUCAAGUUUCUUAAACUGGGUUUGAGAAACAAACCAAAGAAGACAGGACAUGUAAAACCAGAUCUUAUUGAUGUGGACCUUGUCAGAGGAUCUGCUUUUGCAAAAGCGAAGCCUGAAAGCCCCUGGACAUCUCUUACUCGAAAAGGAAUUGUUCGAGUUGUAUUCUUUCCUUUCUUCUUUAGAUGGUGGCUUCAAGUUACUUCAAAGGUCAUUUUCUUUUGGUUGUUUCUCCUGUACCUCCUUCAAGUUGCCGCAAUAGUAUUGUUCUUCAUUGCAACCGGACCUCACUGUGUACCUCUGACCGAAGUAAUUGGACCCAUAUGGCUUAUGCUUCUCCUUGGAACAGUACAUUGCCAGAUUGUAUCAACACGAACUGUUAAGUCACCUCCUGUUAUUGGUGGAAAAAGAAGAAGGAAAUUGAGAAAAGCAGCACAUUUGGAAGUACAUAGGGAAGGCGAUGGCUCUAGUACCACAGAUAAUACACAAGAGGGAACUUUGCAGAACUACGAUACAAGCAAUUCUUACAGGAUUGGCGCAGUCUUCAGAGAUAUCUGGCAUGCUGCUUUCUUUUUAUCAGGUUCCAAGAACUCAAAAAACUCAAUCGACAAAUCCACAGAAACUGACAAUGGUUACGUCUCAUUAGAGGGGAGACUGACUGGUAAAAGCAGUGAAGAUGGAGUACAACUCCAUGAGCCUCACUGUGAAAUACUUAAUUCAGAAGAAGCCUCAUGGCCGGCAGGAACAAAACGACAUCCCCAACCUCAAGGAAAGAUGAAGUACAAUAAAACCAAAAUGGAUUCACCAAGAGCUGCUGCCAAUGUCUCAGAUGAGGUAUCCAGUGAGGAUGAUCCAAGCACAGGAUAUACAGCAACAGCAAGACGUAACAUGGAUCGUCCUUCUGGGGAAAGUGGUAUCAGGAAUAGAAAGGUUCACCAUUACAAAAAGCACUACACAGCAGAGGAUGUCCAAAAAUCAGGCACAAGUUGCAGUUCCCGCUGUUCCAGUUCCAGGCAGGAUUCGGAGAGCACUAGACCAGAGUCUGAAACAGAAGAUGUGCUUUGGGAAGAUUUGCUGCAUUGUGCAGAGUGCCGCUCUUCCUGUAGCAGUGAAACAGAUGCUGAAACUAAUCAUGGGAAUCUUUGUAUGAAAAGAGAAUACAGGGAUGAUCCAUUCCACCAGAGUCACUUACCCUGGCUUCACAGCACUAACCCAGGACUUGAAAAAGUCAGUGCUAUUGUGUGGGAAGGAAAUGACUGUAAAAAAGCAGAUAUGUCUGUUUUGGAGAUCAGUGGAAUGAUCAUGAACAGAGUGAACAGCUACACUCCUGGAAUCGGUUACCAGAUAUUUGGCAAUUUUAUCUCUCUGAUCCUGGGUUUAACUCCAUUUGCCUUCAGGCUGUCUGAGUCCAGGGACCUGGAGCAGUUGGCAACACUCACAGCCUCAGAAAUUUCUUGUAUUGCAUUUGGUUCUAGCACAGACAUCAUGGUAGUUUCCAUGGUGGUUAUCAGUUUUUUAGUUCGUGUUUCCUUAGUUUGGAUUUUCUUUUUUUUGCUCUGUGUAGCAGAACGGACUUACAAACAGAGACUACUUUUUGCUAAAUUAUUUGGUCAUUUAACAUCAGCUCGUAGAGCCAGGAAGUCGGAAGUUCCACAUUUCCGUUUAAAAAAAGUCCAGAAUAUCAAAAUGUGGCUUUCUCUUCGUUCAUAUCUCAAGAGAAGAGGCCCCCAACGGUCAGUUGAUGUUAUCGUUUCAUCAGCCUUUUUGCUGACAAUUUCAGUUGUAUUUAUUUGCUGUGCACAGCUUCUUCAUGUUCAUGAGACCUUUUUGGAGUGUCAUUAUAACUGGGAAUUAGUAAUCUGGUGCAUUUCAUUGUCACUCUUUUUAUUGAGAUUUGUUACACUUGGAUCUGAAACCAGCAAAAAAUACAGCAAUACCUCAAUUUUACUAACUGAACAGAUAAACUUGUACUUGAAAAUGGAGAAAAAACCAAACAAGAAGGAAGAACUAACUCUUGUUAACAAUGUUCUAAAGCUGGCUACCAAGUUGCUAAAAGAAUUGGACAAUCCCUUUAGGUUGUAUGGACUUACAAUGAAUCCACUGCUGUAUAAUAUCACCCAAGUGGUCAUCUUGUCUGCUGUAUCUGGUGUUAUUAGUGAUCUAUUGGGAUUCAAUCUGAAGUUAUGGAAGAUCAAAUCUUGACACUGAACUGAGAAAUUCCUCUCAACACUGUUCCCUGGAGUAAGGUUACUGACUGUCUAACAAAUAGAUUAGAAGCUGCCUCAGAGAGACUACCAAGCGCGUUUUCAAAAUCUGAGGCCUGUGGCAAGAUACAGAGUUCAAAAUUUAAGUGUUUACGUCUGACUGACUUGUGCAAUUCUUUUAUUUAUUUUACCUUGACAGUGUUUUCUGCUCAUUUACUUUACACUUGAUUUUCAUUUUUUAUUUUUUAGCAGUAAAAAGUUUGAAUAUUGAGUUUCAGGUACAGUGUAAAUGUGGGAAAUUUACAAUGCUAAGCGAAUCAAGGAAUGAAGCCUCCAAUUUCCAGUGUUCCUUACGAUGCCUUGGUCCUUAAGCUGCAGAAAUCUACAUGUAUACAAAGUAGACUCAUCAGUUGGGUUUUGUUUUUUUUUAUGCCUUUUUUGUUUUUGGUUUUGUUUUUACGAAAGAGGAAACUUCUUGUGAGAGGAGAAGGGGAAAAAAAGUAUAUUCAUGGGGCUACAAUCUAUUUCAAGCUAGUUUUUUGUCAACUGCAAAAUGUCAUGGACAUCAUAUAUAGUUUUAGACUGUCUUCCUGACAUAUCAUCACAUAUAUUUUUGUUUGUUUCUUAAUUAUGAUUUUCCUAGACUAAGAAAAGGAGACGAUGGUUACAGAGCCAAAACUGAGGAAGCUAUUUACCACUCUAUGCUAUUAUGGUAUUAUUUCAUUGUUAAUAAAUGCUCUUUGAUAAGCAUUUAGAGCAAUAAUUGUAAAUGGUUACAAAUCUGUAAGAACUUUCAACUAGUUAUAUUUAUUAUUAAACCCUUUGCCUGCUUGCAAGUUUGUGCAAGCAGUACUGAGCACCUUUAAUGUUACAUUUAUAUGUAUAUUCUUUUUAUUCAAUUCAUUAUUUCAAAUGGUUUUCAAUGUUAAAAACUGUUUUGUGUGAUGUUGUAAAAUGAUCUGUCAGAUUUAAUUUCUUUUCAAUUUGUUGCAUCAUAUGCCAUGCAUAUAUUAUGGUAAAUUACUAAUGCAGUCUAAAAUAAUAGACUUAGGUGUGCAAGGAACAAAUCAAUGUUAUUCAUAGAAAUGUAUAUUGAAGAUCUUACCCAUUAUUUUGUGAAAGCCAGCGCUCAGUUUCUAAAAAGUUUGCACUAUUGGAUGUCUCCACAGAUGGUGAUAUUUAAUUAUUCUCAAAAUUCUUGUCUGUCAGUGCCAAAAGAAGGCAGAGUUUAUAAAACAGCCUUAGAAAAUUCAAACUUUCUUUCAUAAAGUAUACUUCUUGUCCCUGAUUAUUGAUCGCAUUUCACUUAAAAGGUUGCAAUUUCAUAAAUAAUAACUUUUCAAGUUAAGUUAUGCAAGUUUUGUGAAAAUGUAACUUCACCAGCAUUUUACAUGUCAGGAAAUAUUCUUGAUAAAUUGAGUCAUUGGCAUUUACAAAUUCUGUUUGCAGAGUAUUUCCGUAGAAGUCGCUUGGAAAACCAGGUUGUGGCAGAUGAGCAGUAUUCAAAAGCAAUAGAAUGAUUCUAAACUAGGUAUAAAAAAAAUAGGAAUUCUAGGGCAUAUCUGUUUAUAAAUAAGUACCCAUUAAUGAAAUACAUAAAAUGUAUGCUAUUUUAAUUUUAUGGGCUUGCUUAUAUUUGGGAAGUCUCUUUGAGUUGACAUUGUGUGCACACCUUUCAUAAUUGCUUCUUGUAUAGAUUGUAGCAUUAUUUUGUUAAGCACUUGCCUAUUGCUUGGCAAUAUUUUCCAUCUGGUCAAUUUUUACCAGUAUUGAUUGAAGAUGUGUUUGUUACAUUUCUAUUUUUUAGUUUUAUGUUUUGUCAUAAAAAGGGCAACUUUAAGAAAUAUGUUCUCUUUCUAUAUUGAGUUGGCACCAGCUGAACUAAGCUGAAACAAACUUUUCAGGGGUAAUAUGAACACCAUAAACAAUGAGAAUAAAAAGGGGUUUCUCUAAGCAUUUUAGGCCCAGCCCCUCUACUGUAGCGGUAAUUCAAAUGCUCAAUCUUUCAUUGCCAUCCAAAGCUGAAAGGAUACUUUAUUAGUUAACAUCUGCAUAAUCCAAUGCACAGUAGAAGCACUAUGCUUUAACAAAGCUGGGAGAGCACCCGUUUUAGUCCAACUGUGCAAAUGUUUGACACAAAGCAAGAGUGCAAUACUCGAAUACAAUUUGCAACACAGAUGCUGCACUAAGCUGUAAUGGUUUUAAUGCAGAGUACAUCUUUAAAAUUGAAAUCAAGUACUUAAGCUUACCUUGAUCCAAGUCGAAAUGAUACGAUUAAAACAAUUGUUAAUAUUUAAUAAAGUAUAAUUGUGAUCUCAAACCUGCAGUUACCAAUGUCAGAACAUACGUUUCCGAACUGUGUCUGUGAAACGUGAGUUGAAGCUGAACAGACUAUUCUGUAGCAUUUUGCAAAGAUUGGACAAGAUUAAGCAAGUUAGCACAUAGGAUGUUCAUUUAUCUUUGGAAAGAAAUUGUUUCUAGACUUUCUUUAUCAUCAUUAUUAAUGGCAUCUAAAAGCUAAAGCAAUAAUAAAUUAGCUAUGCUGCACACUAACAGUAUUUGCAUAAUGCAUAUCUUGUAAUUAUGUAUGAUUAAAAAAAUUUAAUAAAUCUGGAUUUAGAGCUCUGAGAACAUUGACCGUUAAAGUUGGUUUACUUUUGCUUUUUAAAUUUCUAUUAGCUGGGAAUAAUUGAGGCCUUGGAAACAGUGUGACCCAAUUGACUAACACUGAGAUGACCAAAAGUUAGAUCCCUAGCUCUUGUUGAUCUGCAACUCCUGUGACGUUAUGCUGGCCUUAAAGGAGCAUUAUAGUGUCAGGAAUACACACAUGUUUUCCUUACACUAUAAAUGUCAAAACCAAUUUUAGGUCCCCUUUGACUCCUGUUAAAAUGUUAAGGAACUCGUACUGGUCUCCUCACUGCAGGCUCCGCUCCCUUGGCUUAGAUCAUCAAACUUGAUAAUCUCAGCCAAUCCAAUGCUUUCCCAAAGGUAGUAUUGGGAGGCAAUUGUGCAUACUGGGCAAAGCGCUGCGCUAAUGAAAAUCUCCACAUAGAGAUUCAUUGAAUCAAUGCCUCAAUGCAGAGCAUGGAGAUGCUGAAUGUUAGUGCUACCUGAGGGACUGCCACUAGAGAUGUUACUAGGCAGUAAUGCAAAGCAUGCCUUUUCUCAUUAAGCUGUACGUGUUCUGGUGACUACAGAGUCCCUUUAAGGCUUGUCAAACAUAACUGGACUUGUAGCUCUACAAAGAAUUAAGAAUCUACGGAUUGGCUACCCCUAGACUAAUGUGUACUCUCUACAUUUCUAACUCUACUGAUUUUUGUAAAUGUAUCCAUGGGUUGUUGAACGUUUAAUAUUGUGUAUUUUUCCUUAGAUAAGCUUAUUUCAUUCACCUAUAAAAGCAUGAAGAUUUUUUUUUUCUGUUUUAACAUUUUACUGACCAAAGUACAUUUUCAAAAGAAAUGUAGAAUUAGAGUUUUGAAGUCAUAGCAAUUUGAAGAGCUUAAUUUCAUGCUAUAGUUUAUCGAAAAUCUUUUAUGUAACCGUUUUUAAAACAGGUUUGUCUUUGUAGGACUACAUUUUGCACUAAAAAUUUAUUUUAAAAACAAUUGUAUGAAUAAACAAUUAGCUACAUAAACUGUUAACAUAUCAAUAAAUACAAUACCAAAAAUGGCAUUUAUGAAAUUUAAAAAUGUGAAGACUCUCUGCAAAUAAUAUGCACUGCAUGGCAGGAGCAUUUAAUGCUUGUUGCAUACAUAUCUUCCUUGAAGCACUACAAUCUGAAUACCUGACGUGGUAUUCUUUCAUCAAUUGAGGCUUCUCACUAAUACCAGAUAAUACUGCGAUUAAGGGAAAUACCCAAUUUGUGCAACUUGAAAUAUUUCAUGUGACUCUUUCAGGAAUGCAAAAAUGCUGCCAAAAAGUAUCUGUGUAUAUUCAUAAUUGAGUGAAGAAAUGUAUGCAAAGAGUAGAAAACACCAGGGAGCUUGAAUGUGGUACAUGUCUUCAAAUUUUUAUUUUUAUUGUUUUUUUUUUGUUUUGUUUUUGCAUUUCUUAUGUGAUCUUUAGAUGACAAAUAAAGUGUGACAGUCCACUUAAAA
Molecule: messenger RNA, 6671 nt
Organism: Pelobates fuscus (common spadefoot toad)
Lineage: Eukaryota; Metazoa; Chordata; Amphibia; Anura; Pelobatidae
Gene: PHTF2
Product: putative homeodomain transcription factor 2
Exons: 19
Coding region: 278-2572 (764 amino acids)
Cellular component (GO): endoplasmic reticulum
Source: RefSeq, a predicted model, not a curated record